This is a messenger RNA of Megalops cyprinoides (Indo-Pacific tarpon), 1596 nucleotides long. It is a transcript of the gene smpdl3a, whose product is annotated as sphingomyelin phosphodiesterase acid like 3A. The record is from RefSeq and is a predicted model, not a curated record. NCBI's taxonomy places the organism in Eukaryota, Metazoa, Chordata, Actinopteri, Elopiformes, Megalopidae. Gene Ontology annotation, biological process: sphingomyelin catabolic process. The transcript is spliced from 8 exons. The coding region runs from base 50 to 1414 and encodes 454 amino acids. Gene Ontology annotation, molecular function: sphingomyelin phosphodiesterase activity.
UUGACAGUACAGAAGCAAGCACAAUUUAGCAUUAGAUGCCGCGGCGAAUAUGGGACUCGAGCUCUUCUUGUACCUGACCGCUGGCCUGUUGGGUCUCCGUAGCCUCUUGGUUUCAUCUGCCCCAAUCGACAAUGGUCCACAAAGCAUUUUCGUGCCUAGCGUAGGUAAGUUCUGGCACAUCUCAGAUCUGCAUUUGGACCCCACGUACCACGUCACAGAUGACCACACCAAGGUGUGCUUCUCCUCAAAGGGGCACCCAGCCUCCAACCCCGGAGAAUUUGGGGAUUUCAUGUGUGAUUCGCCUUACAACCUCAUUCUGUCAGCCUUUGAGUUCAUGAGGCAAGCAGACCCGACACCAGAGUUCAUCAUAUGGACAGGAGACAGUCCACCUCAUGUUCCGGCAAAGCAGCUGUCGACGGAUAUGGUGAUCAGCAUCAUCAGCAACAUGACUCACACCAUCAGGUCUUUCUUCCCGGAUCUCCCAGUAUACCCUGCCCUUGGAAACCAUGACUACUGGCCACAGGAUCAGUUUCCAGUAUCCACUAAUGAGAUUUACCAGGCAGCUGCCAGCCUCUGGGAGCCCUGGUUAAAACCGGAAGCCCUCCUGACACUUAGGAAUGGCGGGUUCUAUUCACAAGUUGUGGCGCCCAGCUUGCGGCUGGUUAGCCUGAACACAAACCUGUACUACAGUCCAAACAUGGAGACGGUGAACAUGACGGACCCGGCGGGCCAGUUUCAGUGGCUGGUGGACACUCUGGAAGCCUCUCGUCAGAGCCAGGAGAAGGUUUACAUCAUUGCUCACGUCCCCGUGGGUUACUUGCCCUAUGCGAUCAGGACCACUGCGAUCAGAGAGGUUUACAAUGAAAGGAUGGUGGAGAUCUUUCGCGCGUACAGCGAUGUGGUUGCAGGACAAUUUUACGGUCACACGCACAGAGACAGUAUAAUGGUCCUUUUGGAUCAUCAAGGCCAACCUGUUAACUCCUUAUUUGUCUCGCCGGCUGUUACUCCAAUCAAAGAUGCCUUGGAACCUUACUCAAACAACCCAGGCAUUCGGAUGUACUUGUACAGCACUCAGGAUUAUUCUAUGCUGGAUAUUUGGCAGUACUACUUGAAUCUCACAGAAGCCAACUUAGAGCAAAAACCAAGCUGGAAGCUUGAAUAUAUAAUGACUGAAGCUUUUGACAUUGAAGACAUUGAGCCACGGGCCCUGCACAAGCUGGCAUUGAGUUUUGAAAAACCUCAAAGCAAGACGUUUCAGAAAUACUUUAGUCAUUUCAUGGUGGGGUACAAUGACAGCAUUGUUUGUGAGGCAUUUUGUAAACUGAUUCAAGUCUGUGCUGUGCAGUUCUUGGACCAUGAGUCUUAUUCCAAGUGCAUCAAAAUAGGGAAUCAAGGCAAGUGGAAUGGACUCUGAGCCAGCUAACAAAAUUGGGGCACUAAUGGUGAUUUUGAGCUCCUGUCUGCAGAAUGAUUUGGGGAAAUAUGAUUUGGUGAAUAGAUUUGGUGAAAGAUAUUUUCAUAUAUUUUCUUAUUUACAAAUGGCAACAAAUCAAUCUAUUUUAAUACAGUAUAAAUACAAAAUAUAAAUAUAAAGGC